AUCGUCCAGAAAGCGCGCGAGAACGCGAAGCUCAUGGCUCGACGGCAAUGGCGACCGCCGCUAGGGUUUCGCCCUUGACCACCGUCUUCCCCUCCGUUCUUCGGACUAGGGUUAGGGUUAGGGCUUCAAGGGUGAUGGCAAGUGCUGGCUGCGUGCCGGCUGUGAUUGUUGGGGGUGGGAGGGUUGGGAGGAUGCUUCAAAGCUUGGGUGAUGGCCGGGACGUUCUCGUCGGACGGGGUGGCACGGUUCCGGCGGAGUUUGAGGGCCCGAUUUUGGUUUGCACCCGGAAUGAUGAUCUUGACGCUGUUCUCCAAGUCACUCCGCCGUCUCGAUGGGACGAUUUGGUUUUCUUCCAGAAUGGGAUGCUUGAGCCAUGGUUUCAAAGUAAAGGCCUUAAUGAAGCUGAUCAAGUUUUGGCAUAUUUUGCUGUGUCAAAACUCGGGGAAGCUCCGGUGGAUGGAAAGACUGAUACUAAUCCAGAGGGGCUGACGGCAGCCUAUGGCAAAUGGGCAUCUGCAGUUGCCUCCCGGCUACAAAAUGGUGGCCUUUCUUGCAAGGUUCUUGAGAAGGAUGCUUUUCAGAAACAAAUGUUGGAGAAGCUUAUAUGGAUUGCAGCAUUUAUGCUUGUUGGAGCUCGUCAUCCAGGAGCAAGUGUAGGCACUGUUGAGAAAGAAUAUCGGUCUGAGGUUGCCAGUCUCAUCGCUGAACUUGCUGCUGCGGCAGCUGCAGAAAAGGGUCUAACAUUUGACGAAGGAAUGGAAGAUCGGUUGUGUGCAUAUUCUCGAGCUGUUGCACACUUCCCAACUGCAGUAAAAGAGUUCAAGUGGCGAAAUGGCUGGUUCUAUUCACUAACAGAAAAGGCCCUCGCCGAAGGGAAGCCAGAUCCAUGCCCACUACAUUCAGCUUGGCUGAAAGAGCUGAAGAUCAUCUGAUCUUAGAAUUUGUUGUAUUUCAACUCCCUGUUUUUCAUGGAGCCUAGAAUAUAAAUUUCAUGAAAUAUUCACAUCAAGUUUUGUUGAAUUUUACAAAAUCAUCAACCAGAUUAUUAUCAGCUUCCAUGCUCAUUGCUGCAUUGUAUGCAACUCAGAUGAUUAUUAUGAGAGAAUGCGAAAUUUUUAAAUAUAUAUCAA
Molecule: messenger RNA, 1130 nt
Organism: Dioscorea cayenensis subsp. rotundata (Guinea yam)
Lineage: Eukaryota; Viridiplantae; Streptophyta; Magnoliopsida; Dioscoreales; Dioscoreaceae
Exons: 5
Coding region: 48-932 (294 amino acids)
Source: RefSeq, a predicted model, not a curated record